CACUCUCUCCAUCACUCAAAAGAAUUUCCAAAUAAUUUUCCAGAGACAUUUGAUUUGAUUUGGUUUCUCUUUUUCUUCCCCGAGACAAUUGAUUUCACUGUGCCUGGAGAAUUUCGAUCCCCGUGAACUCCAUUUUGCUCGACAAAGUACAAAAGGAUAAAUGCUCCAUUUCUCCUCUCUCUCUCUCUCUCUCUCGUCUUUUCUCGUCUCGCAGUGAGCCAGUGAAGCAUCAGAUCUUUCCCGCCGGUUCGAUCCUGAGAAGGACAAAGAGGAGGAGAAGCCAUCGGAUAGAGUAAUGGAAUCGAGAGGAUGAAGUUCUACAUAUCGGCGAAGGGGAUAAAGAGAGUGAUCGCGAUAUCAAACAGCGGUGGAGGAGGAGCCGGAAAAGGAUUGGCGAAGACUAGUACGGCGGCGACGGCGCCUGCUGCAGGAGGUCGCCGGAUUUCCGCCGGGGCUUUCCUGCCGGCGGUGCUGUUACUCGGCAUCGUCCUGCCGUUUCUCUUUGUCAGAAUCGCGUUCUUGGUGCUCGAAUCUGCUGCAGUUUGCUCGUCGUUAGAUUGUGUACGAUGGAGGUUUUUGGGCGAGAGUGACACGUCUCUGAAACUCAGAGAUGAGCUGAUCAGAGCGCUGCUAGAGGCGAACGACGGUACUGUAAGUGAAGAGGGAGCUGAGUCGUUCAAUGACCUUGUGAAACAGUUGGGGGCCUCUAAACGGCAAGACCUGGAGGCAUUCGCUUUCAAGAUCAAGGCCACGCUAUCAAGAAUGGAACGCAAGGUGCAAUCAGCAAGACAUAUGGAAUCAGUUUACUGGCAUCUAGCUUCACAUGGUGUUCCCAAUGGCCUAAACUGUCUAUGCCUCAAGUUAGCUGAAGAAUACUCUGUAAAUGCCAUGGCCCGAUCUCGCCUACCUCCGGCUGAAUUUGUGUCUCGGCUUUUUGAUCCUACCCUUCACCACGUUGUUCUCCUAACUGACAAUCUCCUUGCUGCUUCUGUUGUGGUCACCUCUACCGUUGAAAACUCUGCUAACCCUGAAAAUUUAGUCUUUCACAUACUCACCGAUAAGAAAACUUACACUUCCAUGCAUGCAUGGUUUGCCACCAACUCUGUGAAAUCAGCAAUAGUGGAAGUUAGGGGAUUGCACCAAUAUGACUGGUCCGAAGAAGUUAAUGCAGGUGUCGAGGAGAUUCUGGAGACUAAUCAAUUGAUUUGGAAGAACUAUUACAAGAAUAUUGAAGACAGGGAAUUCAACCAUAAUGAUCAAGAGCAAAGCAGGUUCAUGGAGUUUCCGAGGCCCAACAGCCUCUCCUUGAUGAAUCAUCUUCGCAUUUAUCUCCCUGAGCUGUUUCCAGACCUGAACAAAGUAAUAUUUUUGGAUGACGAUGUUGUGGUGCAACGUGACAUAUCUUCUUUGUGGAAACUAGAUCUUAAUGGCAAAGUCUCUGGUUCGGUUUUCAAGUCAUCCGGGGCAGAAACCGUUUUCCCUGGAAGUAAAUACAUUAACUACUUGAACUUCUCCCAUCCUCUCAUAUCAUCCAACUUCGAUCGUGAUCAAAGCGUAUGGCUCUACGGCAUGAAUAUAUUUGAUCUUGAAGCUUGGAGGAGAUCGAAUAUCACUGAGACUUACUUUCAAUGGUUGAGACUUAACCUCAAAUCUGGGUUAUCAUUAUGGAAACCAGGAGUGCUUCCACCUUCCGUGAUUGCUUUUGAGGGUCAAGUGCAUCCCAUAGAUUCAUCAUGGCUUGUGACUGACUUAGGCUACCACUAUCAAUCCGAAGAAAUAAGUCCAGAUAGAUUGGAAAAUGCUGCCGUAAUUCAUUUCAGCGGCCCUGCAAAGCCAUGGCUUGAAAUUGGCUUCCCAAAAGUGCGGAGUUUAUGGAACAGAUAUGUAAAUUUCUCUGACAAAUUCAUCAGGAGAUGUGGAAUUACACACUGAAUCAACACAGUUCUGCUACUUUCUUGUAGUCCUGACAUUUCCAAAUGAACACAAGGUAGGUAUAUUUUGUGUUCACCUAGAGAAAGCAGAACCUUGAGACCUGGAGACGAACUAGAGCCAAUCCUUUGGGAUUCAUUUGGACAAAAUGCGUAUGGGAUCUGAGGGAAGAAGGUUUUGCCUUCAGUCUCUGACUUAUACGCUCUGCACAGCAUAUAUAUAAUAUUGUCAGAUAUUUCCAUAUGCAUAUAUGUACAGUUCACAGUCAUAUAUAGAUGAAACUCCCACUGAUCAGUAGCCAUAUUAGAAACAGCAUAUGCUGUUAAGAAUUAUGAGAUCCAUCUACAAGCAUCUUGAUUUUUUCUCUCCGGGCACAGAUUUUAUAAAAUUAGUAAUUGUAAUUUUUGUUAUUGUAUUGCUGUAAAUUACCUGCUUAAAAAUCUUCUGUAUGGAAAAUUAUUCUACUGGUAUAGUAUCUGCUAAUUCUUUUAA
Messenger RNA from Neltuma alba, 2421 nucleotides. RefSeq names its product probable galacturonosyltransferase 15. The record is from RefSeq and is a predicted model, not a curated record. The transcript has 6 exons. Lineage: Eukaryota; Viridiplantae; Streptophyta; Magnoliopsida; Fabales; Fabaceae. Bases 310 to 1932 code for a protein of 540 amino acids. Gene Ontology annotation, molecular function: polygalacturonate 4-alpha-galacturonosyltransferase activity.